Rotaria sordida is the source of this 1641-nucleotide messenger RNA. NCBI's taxonomy places the organism in Eukaryota, Metazoa, Rotifera, Eurotatoria, Philodinida, Philodinidae. The record is from the annotation of a GenBank genome assembly.
AUGCCAACGAUUAUUGGAAAUUCAAAAAAAUCACAACCAAAUCCAAUGAUAUCACAAUAUGAACCUCCUACAGUAUCCUAUAAUGAAUCCUCCAAAAAAAAGAACAAGAUUCCAUCAUCACAAGUUCCUGAUAUACAAUCAGUUAAUCAAACAUUUCCAAAUAAUUAUUAUAUAAGUCCAUCAUCAGUAGUAUCAGCAAAUCCAUUAAUAACAAAUUCUUAUGCAUUACUACAAGAACAACAACAACAGCAAGCACAAAAAUAUAUUGAUCUAUCAAAAACAAAUAAUAAAAAUCCAAAACAUCAAUCCACAGCUAAUACAAAUUAUAAUAAUCGACCAUAUGCAUUUUCAAAUCAAAAUAAUGAUCAUCCUGAAGCCAAAAAUCGAUCUAACAAUGCUGGAAAUGAAGCAUUUCAAAGUGAAAUAGAUGAUGAUGAUGAUGAUGAUGAAAAACAACCGAAAGGCAAAUCGGGUCAAUGGCUUUCUCAACCAUUAUGUUUAGGAUUAACACGUUUAAGUGGUGGACUUUUAUUUGGAUCUAUGAUAUUACUUGCUCUUGGAUCUAUAGCUGGUCUUAUUGCAUCGCUUGCUUUAUAUACUCGAGAUAGUGAAACGAAUAGUCAAUGGAAAAUUUUAGGCAUGGUUAUUUGUUCUAUAAUGUUAACAACAAUAAUUGCGACAGUACUUAUAUUUAUUUGUUGUUAUAAACAUGGUUAUAUGCUUAAUUCAGAUGAUGAUAUUGAGCCAAUCGAUUCACCACCAGUAUCAGGCAUUAGACAAAGAAAUGCUUCGCAAACUUAUAAAUUUAAUCCUACAAAUGAUGCAUCAUCAAUUCGAUCUGGUAUACUUCAAGAUGUAUCAACACCAAAUUCAAUACCUAAAUUAUCUUUUAAAGUUCAUGAUAAACAAACAAAUACAGAAACAACAAUAUCUCUAUUACCUCCAAAAGAUUUUAAUCGUGGUGUAUGGCCAGCAAUAAAUGCUUAUGGUGGUAUGUCACAUCGUCCCGUGGUUCAACCAAAAAUGAUUUCUCAAAAUGUUCAAGUAUUAGAACAUGAAAUUGAAGAAAUACUUGAAACUCCAAAAGUUAUUUAUCAAGCUGUUGCUCCAGCAGCAGCAGCAACAGCAACAGCAGCAAUUUCACCUCCACCAGUUCAACAACGAAUAAUUCAUAUGCCCGAUGACCAAACAUCUGUUAUUGAUGUUGUCGAAACAACAAAAAAACAACACCGAACAAAUACUAUUCGAGAAGCACAAAAACAAAAUAUUGUUGUACAACCAAAACCUCGUAAUGAACAGGCUCAUGUUGAAGAACAACGAACACAUCGUAUUGAAGAUCUUGACAGUAGUGAUGAACAGUCACAUCAUAUUGAAAAUCUUGAUAGUAACGAUGAACAACCACAUCGUAUUGAACAUGUUGAUAAUAGUGAAGAAGAUGUUGAUACUAAGAGAAAACGAUCACAUCGUAUUGUUCAAAAACCUCAAAAUGAAGUUAGUGAUGAAAUUAUUCAACGAGUAAGAUCAUCAUCAAUAGAAGAAAUUGUCGAUGUACCAAAACAUGGAAGAAAACAUGGACGAAAAAAAGAUAAAAAGCAAAAUUUUACAAAAGUUUCUGUUAAACAUAUAAAACCAAACGCUUAA